UAGUAAAAAUAUUAAUAAUUAUGAAUAAUAAUACGAAUGUUUUGACUAUUGGCACCGAGAGCACUGGAGAUAUAGAAAGCACAAAAACACGUAAAGAGUACUCUGUGUCUGAUUUGGAGAAGCACUUGCAGAAAAUUCUACUCAAUGGGGGCAAACCAUUAACAAAUGUUUGUGAUGAAGAAUCAGUCAGAUCAUUUUCGGCGAAAGAAAUCAAGAAGAACGGAUACUACUACGAGUUCGGUCCGUCUGAUAAGAUAAAUGGCUGGAUGAUAAGCGGACCUGCUUUUGAUGCCAAGGGCAUUCUGGGACGAUUAAAGAAGGUGAUCGGGAAGGAGUACUGGAUAUCCGACAACGUUGCUAAGUAUCCAAAGGAUUCGAGGAACUUCAUAAUCGAAACCGUUUUCAGCACUAUGGAUGAAGAAAGCUCAGAUAUUUACUCGUAUUUGUGUUAUCUAAAUGAAAACACUAAGAGGAGGUGAACCUAAUAACAUCGUUUA
This is a messenger RNA of Drosophila sechellia, 497 nucleotides long. RefSeq lists its product as uncharacterized. The transcript has a single exon. The coding region runs from base 21 to 479 and encodes 152 amino acids. The record is from RefSeq and is a predicted model, not a curated record. Lineage: Eukaryota; Metazoa; Arthropoda; Insecta; Diptera; Drosophilidae.